CGUCACGCGGAUAGGUGCGGUUUGCGCAGCGCAACUCUCCAGACUGUCCAUGUUCGCCGAAGUGACGCGCCGGAAAGCUAGAGCUUUCUGAAGCGGGGAGAUUUAGACCGUUUAACUUUGUGGUGCAGCUCCAUCGUUCCAGGGGCUUUCCCCUCCACUGAUGGUCUUCGUAUCCCCUGAAAAGCAACGGAACCUCAAGGGACGGAUGAUUUGACCACCACCGCCAGCUCUGAUGUGGCGCGGCUGAAAAGUGUUGGACCUCAACCCGCCGGGCAGUGACCAGGAGCGGGUUACACAAAUCCCAAUAUGCGCGUAAUUGGAGCGCACUGGCGAGGCGUCCCUUGCUCCCCUGUCCGGGAAACGUCAUUGUCGUGAUGUUCAAUACUUCGGGAAUUGAGCCCACUUUUACCAAGAAAGAGGAUAUUUCCGAAGUUAUCAAUGGCACACUGCUUCUGGUCAGCAACCUGCCCGUCACCACCAGCAGCCCCACGGCCAGUUGGAACGCGUCGUGCGGGGAGCAGCUGCAGGAUUUCGGGCGCCCGGAGAAGAUCAUGAUCGGGGUCAUGCUGGCAGUGAUCACGGCGGUGACCGUGAUGGGAAACACGCUGGUGGUGAUUGCGGUGUGCGUGGUGAAGAAACUUCGACAACCUUCAAACUACCUUCUGGUGUCCCUUGCGGUGGCGGACCUGUCAGUGGCCAUAGUAGUGAUGCCGUUCGUCAUUGUGACAGACCUCACGGGCGGCAAGUGGCUUUUUGGGGACUUGUUCUGCAACAUCUUCAUCGGCAUGGAUGUGAUGUGCUGCACUGCCUCUAUCAUGACCCUCUGCGUGAUCAGCGUGGAUAGAUAUCUUGGGAUCACACGGCCUCUCACCUACCCAGCACGGCAGAACGGUCAGCUGAUGGCUAAAAUGAUCCUGGGAGUGUGGCUGGUGUCAGCGUCCAUCACCCUGCCACCUUUCUGCGGCUGGGCCAAAAAUGUCCACACGGCCGGUGUGUGCCUCAUUAGCCAAGACUUUGGUUACACCAUCUACUCUACAGCAGUAGCCUUUUACAUCCCUAUGCUGGUAAUGCUCUUCAUGUACUACAAGAUUUUCAGGGCAGCUCGCAAGAGCGGCGCCAAGCACCGCUUCACGGACUUGUCGCGGCGCGAGCGCCUUGAGACAGUGGCCAACGAAGCGCUGCGCAUGCAGGGCCUGAAGCCGCCUGGCGUGGCAGAGGACUGCGCUGCCUUGUCUCGCCUGCUGAACCGCGAGCGUAAAAACAUCUCCAUCUUUAAGCGGGAGCAGAAAGCAGCCACUACACUCGGGGUGAUUGUGGGGGUUUUUGCUGUGUGCUGGCUGCCAUUCUUCAUCCUGACCACUGCCAGGCCAUUUAUCUGUGGGGUGGAGUGCAGCUGUGUGCCCAUCUGGCUGGAACGCACUCUGCUCUGGUUGGGCUAUGCCAACUCAUUGAUGAACCCCUUUAUCUACGCCUUCUUCAACCGAGACCUGCGCUCCACCUACCGUGACCUUCUCCGCUGCCGCUAUCGCAACAUCAACCGCCGGCUCUCUGCUGUGGGGGUGCACGAGGCUCUAAAAGUGUAAACCUGCAUGAUUAGCAGCAUACAUUUGGGUGCACGCUGGUCCGGUUUUUAAAAUGCAUUCGUUGCCUAAAGGGCACAGCACACACAGCAGACCUGUAGAUAAGACACAGACUGACAGAAAGAAAAGUCACUCUUGGUAGUUGUUAAGGUUCUCCGCGAAGCCAUGGAGACAGCAGGAUUACUUCAGUUUGCAGAUGACUCAGUCAUUCUAUUUUAGGAGAAAACAACAUAGUGCGUCCUUGAUGGGCCACUUAAACUGAAGCUGCUUUUGUGCAUAUGCCACAAUUACAUCCUGGCUCCUGAUUUAUGGUGUGAUAUCGCAGCGACAAAAAGAUAUGACACGUAAACAAAAACAAUUACCCUAGGGCUUUCAGCUAGAACAAAAAUCAAUCAGACAAAUUUCUGUACAUAACCUAAAGUGAUGUUUUAUGGAUAAGAGUAUUUGUUUUGUGGCACAGUGUCUUUCAGCUGUCUUCAUUUCUUCGUGAGCACAUCCUAGAAGUGAACACCUUUAGCAAGGAUUACAGUAAAUGGUAUUUAUGGGCCCUUAUUUCCUGUAGUAGCGUUUACAUUGGGCUGCUCAUGCAAUUCCACAAAGGUUUCAGGAAACUAUAAAGGUUACUGAAAUCGAGGAGAACAGAGCAGAGUGACGUUAUAAAGUGCACCGUGAAGAGAACCUUUUCUGCUCUUGCAAUGGCAGCGUUCAUUAUUUUAAAUGAAACAAAGUGUUCUGUUGUGUCUCUGCAUGAAACAUUUGUCUCACUCUUUGCGGCGCACAUAAACCAAAACAUACAUCAGGAAAAGAGCAAUUUUUGAAGAAGCGUUAAGGCAAAUCUUUGGGUGGUUUAGUCAAACAUUGCACGCUUGAACGAACAUGAACUCAUUCAUUCCUGUGUGUGUCAAGAAUCUUAAUACGGUGGGUUUUUCCUACGCUUGUCAUCUUGCCUUGAUGGGUCUCAUUCCACAGUAGCUCCUGACCUUUUCACUUGAACAAUUGGUCUAUUCCUGAGACUCUUGUUUUUCACUGCGUGUCAACAAUGUUUCCUUGCCCCUUUUGAAAUCAGGAUGCGCUUACUUCCCUCCGGACUGCCCUCCCAUUUUAAGCUCUGCUGUGACCUGUACAAACUCUUGUCAAAUGUCAUCAUUGAACAGUGUGUGCUUUUUCUACCUCAAUUCUUUGAAAAUAAUGUAUUUUUUUUUCCCAAACAUAUGUACUGCUGUAUUAUUAUUUUUUGACUGACCGCUUUUAUAUCAUGUAAAUUAUUCUGUCUAGAACUGCGUGUCAGUGCUCAGUGUGACGGCUUUGUCAUUACUUUUAGAAAACUUCUUAGAAAGCGGCAGUGUAUUUCAUUACUUUGUAAAUAAAGAAGCACUUCAAAUU
Messenger RNA from Fundulus heteroclitus (mummichog), 2963 nucleotides. It is a transcript of the gene htr7c, whose product is annotated as 5-hydroxytryptamine (serotonin) receptor 7c. Gene Ontology annotation, molecular function: G protein-coupled serotonin receptor activity; neurotransmitter receptor activity. Gene Ontology annotation, biological process: G protein-coupled receptor signaling pathway, coupled to cyclic nucleotide second messenger; chemical synaptic transmission; circadian rhythm. NCBI's taxonomy places the organism in Eukaryota, Metazoa, Chordata, Actinopteri, Cyprinodontiformes, Fundulidae. The coding region runs from base 375 to 1583 and encodes 402 amino acids. The transcript is spliced from 2 exons. Gene Ontology annotation, cellular component: dendrite; plasma membrane. The record is from RefSeq and is a predicted model, not a curated record.